This is a messenger RNA of Amyelois transitella, 2485 nucleotides long. RefSeq lists its product as uncharacterized. The record is from RefSeq and is a predicted model, not a curated record. Gene Ontology annotation, molecular function: odorant binding; olfactory receptor activity. The coding region runs from base 1 to 2436 and encodes 811 amino acids. The transcript is spliced from 19 exons. Gene Ontology annotation, cellular component: plasma membrane. Gene Ontology annotation, biological process: sensory perception of smell; detection of chemical stimulus involved in sensory perception of smell. Lineage: Eukaryota; Metazoa; Arthropoda; Insecta; Lepidoptera; Pyralidae.
AUGGAAUCCAAUCUAGCAUAUUUAAGUCUUGAUAGAUGUGUCAAGUACAUGAAGAUACUUGGACUUUAUCCGAUAAAUCGGGAAUCAUCAAAAUACAAAAAGAUCUUACAUUGCAUUUACAGAUGUGUUAUUUUAUCCUUGGUAUUGCUUUACACUGUCCAGCAGAUUUUAAAAGUUUACGAGGUUCGAGAUAAAGCAGACAAAGUGAUGGCUACGAUGUUCUUAUUUCUUACAAAUACCGAUUUUAUCUACAAAGUCGUGGUUCUUUGGACAAAAUCCGAUCAAAUUGAAGAAAUCUUCCAAAUCACAAAAGGUCCGAUCUACAAUCAGGAGGAUAUUGAACAUAGGGCUCCAUUACAGAACACUAUCCGUGAAAGCUUACUUGUGGUUCGAUUUUUUAAUUACAUAUCGAUGUUUACAUGUUUCCUAUGGUGCGUCCAGCCAACAGUGCAACAUUUACAAGGAAAACCAAUUGAAUUACCAAUAUGGCUCCCAUUUGAUGUCAACUGUGACCCAAAUUUUUAUUUAGCGAUUCUCUACAUGUGGAUCCAAACAACGUGGCUCGCCAUGAGCAAUACAAUUAUAGAUGGUUUAAUUGCCUUUUCACUGGAGCAAUGUAAAACACAAAUAACAAUUAUUAGAUUGGACCUUGAAAACAUUGUGCAAAAAUGUAAACGUGAGAUUGAAGAUACGCCAGCAUCUUUUUCUAAUAUCCUCGAGAAUAGACUAAAAAAACUUAUCAUUCAUCAUAAAGAGGUUGUUAAGAUGGCGACUAAAGUUCAGGAUAUUUUUGGGAAUGCAGUUUUUUAUCUGUUUUUUGUUGGUGGAUGGAUAUUAUGCACAUCAGCUUAUAGAAUGGUUACUGUGAGUCCAGUGUCUGUGGAGUUUAUCUCAAUGGUGUUUUACAUAAACUGCAUCUUAAUAGAAUUGUUCCUGUAUUGUUAUUAUGGAAACGAAAUUACUUUUGAAACAAACAUGUUGAUGAAAUCAGCUUAUGCAACUGAUUGGCAAGCCUUCCCCAUAAAACAUCGUCGUAUACUUAUCAUGUUUAUGGAACGGAUUAAAGUGCCAAUACAGCCUAUGGCUGGAUCAUUAGUGCCUUUAUCUAAUAGCAGUUUUGUUUCGAUCGUACGAAGCUCUUAUACGUUUUACGCGUUUCUCAAAAACUCUGAUAAGAGCAUGGGCGGCACUGUUUCAUUAUUUAGAUCCAAGGGCAUCAUAGCCACAAGAAAAGAAAAUUUUAAUAUGGAAUUGCAAUUAUCCUAUUUUAGUCUGCAUAGACAUAUACAGAUUUUGAGAACGCUUGGACUUUAUUCUUUGGAUCGAAAUUCAUCAAAAUUUAAGAAAGCAUUACAUGGGAUUUACAGAUGCAUCAUUUUCGCCUUUAUUUUGUUGUAUACUUUCCAGGAAAUAUUAAAGAUCUACGAAGGACGUCAUGAUGCAGACAAAAUGAUGGAAACUAUAUUUUUGUUCCUGACUUACACUGACUUUAUUUAUAAAGUGGUCGUAGUCUGGAUGAAAUCCGAUCAAAUCGAAGAAAUUCUUCAAAUUAUGAGAGAUCCCAUUUACAACCAAGGAGAUAUAGCUCAUCGCGAUCCUCUUUUAAACACUAUUCGGGCAAGCUUUCUUUUUGUCCGUACGUUCAACCUCAUGACGUUGUUCACUUGUUUCCUUUGGGCUCUGCAGCCGACAAUACAGCAUGUUAAAGGAAAAUCUAUUGAAAUAGCUAUAUGGCUACCGUUUGAUGUUAACAGAAACCCCAAUUUUUACUUCGCCAUUCUGUACAUGUUUUUUCAAACAUCAUUUCUUGGAUUGGGUAAUUCAACAAUUGAUAGUUUCAUUACUUUCAUGCUGGAGCAAUGUAAAACCCAAAUGAAGAUUUUGAGGGUUGACCUCGAAAAUAUCGUUGAAAGAUGCAAACUUGAAACCACUCGAACAUCAAUUUCAUUUUCUGAUGAUCUAGAGAUGCGACUGAGGAAAAUGAUACUUCAUCAUAGAGAAAUAGUAAAAAUGGUAAAAAAUGUGCAAGAUAUUUUUGGAAAUGUGGUUUUUUACCUGUUUGUUGUUGGCGGAUGGAUUUUAUGUACUUCAGCAUAUAGAAUGGUUUCCAUUAAUCAAGCGUCCGUGGAAUUCGCUUCGAUGGCACUUUAUAUAUGUUGUAUCCUAUUAGAAUUAUUCAUUUACUGUUUUUUUGGAAACGAGAUUACUUUUGAGAGUAAUAUGUUAAUGGAUUCCGCUUAUGCGUCGGACUGGCUGGCUUUUCCGUUGAAACAUCGCCGAACGCUUAUCAUCUUUAUGGAACGAAUCAAAUGUCCCAUUAAACCAGUAGCUGGCUACUUAGUGCCGUUGGCAAAUAGUACUUUUGUUUCGAUUCUUCGCAGUUCGUACACAUUCUACGCAUUUCUGAAAAAUUCGGAUAAAGACAGCGUCAAUUAAAAAAAAUCGCCUUCAACUUGUUUUCAUUACAAAAUGUUCCUUUGCUGGU